Messenger RNA from Durusdinium trenchii, 702 nucleotides. NCBI's taxonomy places the organism in Eukaryota, Dinophyceae, Suessiales, Symbiodiniaceae. The record is from the annotation of a GenBank genome assembly.
AUGCGCGAUGCCGCUGGCGCCGAGAAGUGGAUGUUGCAAAUGAUCGAGCAAGGCUCGGUGAGGCUCGGUGAGGCCUUCCGGCCAGCGGUCGAAGCAGGUGUGAGACCCUGUACCGUCUCCUUUACGGCAGUCAUCAGUGCAUUUGCCAAGAUUGGAGUGCCUUGGGCGGCACCGGUUUGGGCGGUGACAGAGGCGACCGGAUUCGCAAGAGGCACCUUGGAGCAGUUGGGCGAAACCUCGCCCAGAGGUGUAGCGACGUCGAAGCGAUCGAUCGAUGCGUGGGAGGACUAUCGUGUGAGCACUCAAAAGGGCAGCCUGACAUGUCUGGGCACCGGGCAGCCUGAGACUUUUUGGGCACUGGGUUGGGCACCAGUUGCAGAUGCUUUGUGCACUGAGGCAGCGGAUUCGGUGGUUUACAACAGCAUGAUCAACGCGUGUGCCAAGGCCGGCGACAUCGAGCGGGCUGACCACUGGCUGGAACGCAUGUUGCAGGCUGGCGUCAAACCAGACGACAAGACCUACAACAGUCUGAUGCAUGCUUGUGGCCGCAACGGAAAUCCUGAACGAGCUGAGCUUUGGUAUGCGUGCCUUGAGAGCAAUCUGACUCCCUUUGAUCGAAUCACCUUCAGCACCAUUAUCAAUUCGUGUGCCAAAGCUGGAUCAGUGGAGAAGGCCUCCUACUGGAUCAAGGCAGGCGCCUGA